Molecule: messenger RNA, 964 nt
Organism: Lycium ferocissimum
Lineage: Eukaryota; Viridiplantae; Streptophyta; Magnoliopsida; Solanales; Solanaceae
Product: putative EG45-like domain containing protein 1
Exons: 3
Coding region: 17-406 (129 amino acids)
Biological process (GO): systemic acquired resistance
Cellular component (GO): apoplast; cell wall
Source: RefSeq, a predicted model, not a curated record
GCAAUUUAUAGGAAAGAUGACAAUUUCUAAAAGUAUUCUUCUUCUACUUUUGGGUGUUGUGACAACUUUGUUCUCUAUAGUUUUGGCUACACCAGGGACUGCUACAUUUUAUACGAGCUAUGUUCCCUCGGCGUGUUACGGAAGCACACCGCAAGGUGCCAUAAUAGCAGCAGCAAGCGACCCUCUUUGGGCCGGUGGAAAAAUAUGUGGGAAAACUUUCAAUGUGACAUGUACUGGACCAACAAAUCCAGUGCCACACCCUUGCACAGGCCGAAGUAUUGUGGUCAAGAUUGUUGAUCAUUGCCCUAGUUGUGGUGGAACCCUAGAUCUCUCUAAAGAAGCCUUUUCAACCAUUGCUAAUCCCGUGGCUGGCGUUAUAAAGAUCGAUUACGCCCAGACAUCAUGAGGACAUCAAGAUAUCUUAAACAUGCUUCUUUAUAGAAGAAGGAGCUUGGAAAUCAAGUUUAUACUAUAGUCUAUAGUAUAUGUAGAACUAUAUUCCUUAGUGAAGUUGAUUUGAUCUAUUCACAAUUUGAUACAUGUACUUGAUUAAUUCUAAAGGAAAAGAGUUCAUUAAUUCAUCUUUUAAUUUCUUUGUUCCUAUUGGUUUUAAUUUUAUGUUUCAGCCUAACAUCUUGAAACUUUUAAGUGCUCAUGACUUUGUUCUCCUUAAAUUCUCCCUCCAAGUACCAAAAAAAAAAAAAAAAAAAAGAAGCAAUAAAUGAUUCUUGAUCCUCAAAAAUGUCAAAAAAACCUAAAACAAGUUUAAUUAGCCAAAUCGACUUGCGCUGGUUCUUUUUCAUAGGAUACUCUUAAUAUAAUAAAAUAUUGUUCGUUUUAGUCUAAACCUGCACGAUUUUUCUCAAAAGGCCUCAUAUCAAUAAAAAAUCCUACACCUUAUAUGUAACUUCUCAAUAUUUUUAGCUACUAAUGCGAGACUUAAUUUGUUUGCAUACCAACAGUU